CAUGGAGGCGGAGCCGCGGCCGACGACCAGGGCCGGCGACUGGGCGACCCCUGGGCUGGAGGCGGCGCCUCCUGCAGUACCGGCGCCUGCGACUGCCACCUCGGUUCAGAUCCCCGGGUCUGUAUUCGAACCCGAACCCAAGCGGAGGCCGCUCGGGACGCUGCUCCAGCCCACGGUCAACAAGUUCUCCCUUCGUGUGUUCGGCAGCCACAAAGCAGUGGAAAUCGAGCAGGAGCGGGUCAAGUCAGCGGGGGCCUGGAUCAUCCACCCUUACAGCGACUUCCGGUUUUACUGGGACCUGAUCAUGCUCUUGCUGAUGGUGGGGAACCUUAUUGUGCUGCCCGUGGGCAUCACCUUCUUCAAGGAGGAGAACUCCCCACCUUGGAUCGUCUUCAACGUCCUCUCAGACACUUUUUUCCUGCUGGAUCUGGUGCUCAACUUCCGCACAGGCAUCGUGGUCGAGGAAGGCGCUGAGAUCCUGCUCGCACCACAGGCCAUCCGCACACGCUACCUGCGCACCUGGUUCCUGGUUGAUCUCAUCUCCUCGAUCCCUGUGGAUUACAUCUUUCUGGUGGUGGAGCUGGAGCCACGACUGGACGCUGAGGUCUACAAAACAGCGCGGGCCCUACGCAUAGUGCGCUUCACCAAGAUCCUCAGCUUGCUGCGGCUGCUCCGCCUCUCCCGCCUCAUCCGCUACAUACACCAGUGGGAGGAGAUCUUUCACAUGACCUAUGACCUGGCCAGUGCUGUGGUUCGCAUCUUCAACCUCAUCGGGAUGAUGCUGCUGCUAUGUCACUGGGAUGGCUGUCUACAGUUCCUGGUCCCCAUGCUGCAGGACUUUCCUCCCGACUGCUGGGUCUUCAUCAACCACAUGGUGAACCACUCAUGGGGCCGCCAGUAUUCCCACGCCCUGUUCAAGGCCAUGAGCCACAUGCUGUGCAUUGGCUAUGGGCAGCAGGCACCUGUAGGCAUGCCUGACAUCUGGCUCACCAUGUUCAGCAUGAUUGUGGGUGCCACCUGCUAUGCCAUGUUCAUUGGCCACGCCACCGCCCUCAUCCAGUCCCUGGACUCCUCCCGGCGUCAGUACCAAGAGAAGUACAAGCAGGUGGAGCAGUAUAUGUCCUUCCACAAGCUGCCGGCUGACACCCGGCAGCGCAUCCAUGAGUACUAUGAGCACCGCUACCAGGGCAAGAUGUUUGAUGAGGAGAACAUCCUAGGCGAGCUGAGCGAGCCACUUCAGGAGGAGAUCAUUAACUUCACCUGCAGGGGCCUGGUGGCCCACAUGCCGCUGUUCGCCCAUGCUGACCCCAGUUUCGUCACGGCGGUGCUUACCAAGCUGCGCUUUGAGGUCUUCCAGCCGGGGGACCUUGUUGUGCGUGAGGGCUCUGUGGGCAGGAAGAUGUACUUCAUCCAGCACGGGCUGCUCAGUGUGCUGGCACGUGGCACCCAGGACACCCGCCUCACUGAUGGAUCCUACUUUGGGGAGAUCUGUCUGCUGACUCGGGGCCGGCGUACAGCCAGUGUGCGGGCCGACACCUACUGCCGCCUCUACUCACUCAGCGUGGACCAUUUCAAUGCUGUACUUGAGGAGUUCCCCAUGAUGCGCCGGGCCUUCGAGACUGUGGCCAAGGAUCGGCUGUGCCGCAUUGGUAAGAAGAAUUCUGUGCCGCAGUGGAAACGCUCUGAGCCAAGUCUAGGCAGCAGUGGGAGCAUCACGGAGCAGCACUUGGUGCAACAUGACAGGAACAUGGCUCGGGGUGUUCAAGGUCUGGCCCUGGGCACAGGAGCUCGGCUCAGUGGGAAACCAGUGCUGUGGGAGCCACUGGUGCAUGCGCCUCUGCAGGCAGCCACUGUGACCUCCAGUGUGGCCAUUGCCCUGACUCACCAGCGGGAGCCCCUACCCCUCUCACCCAACCCUCCAGCCACUCUCCUGGCUUGCUCAUCAGGCUCUCCAGCCUCUCCGCUGCAGGUGCCUGUCCGAGCUGGCCCUCUGCUGGCCCGGGGACCAUGGGCAUCCACCUCCCGCCUGCCUGCCCCACCCGCCCGAACACUCCACGCCAGUCUAUCCCAAGCUGGGCGCUCCCAGGUGUCCCUGCUGGGCCUCCCCUCAGGAGGAGGUGGACAUCGACUAGGACCUUGGGGCCGUCCACUCUCAGCAUCCCAACCCUCUCUUCCUCAGCGGGCAGCAAGUGAUGGCUCUCCUGGGUGUAAGGGCUCAGGAAGUGAACGCCUGGCUUCCUCAGGGCCCCUGGCCAAGCCUCUAGGGGCAGCCCUGCUCCUCAGGCCACCAGUGCCUGAGCCAGCCUCCCUUAGGGGCCCCCAGCUCUCUGCCAACAUGUGAAACCUUU
Molecule: messenger RNA, 2348 nt
Organism: Molossus molossus (Pallas's mastiff bat)
Lineage: Eukaryota; Metazoa; Chordata; Mammalia; Chiroptera; Molossidae
Gene: HCN3
Product: hyperpolarization activated cyclic nucleotide gated potassium channel 3
Exons: 8
Coding region: 2-2341 (779 amino acids)
Biological process (GO): potassium ion transport; transmembrane transport
Cellular component (GO): membrane
Molecular function (GO): voltage-gated potassium channel activity
Source: RefSeq, a predicted model, not a curated record